AACAAAUUCCCAUGUAACUAAACGUUUGGAUUAAAUCAGGGUCGAGAAUUGCGCCAGAUUUUGGCCCUUUUCUCUUAAAAUCGUAAAAAUCGCCGAAAUGGUGCUACCGGUAAUACAGUUCCCUGUGCCAGUUUUUUAGGUUAGUUUGAAAAAGCGUCCGAAAUGGACGAAAGCACGAUAAAAGCGGCCCUAAAAUCGGCUUUUAAGUUCGAUUCCUUCAAGUCGGAGCUGCAGCAAGCCGCCGUUACGGAAAUAUGCCAAAGGCAGCACGACGUGCUGGUGUCAAUGCCCACGGGCUCGGGCAAGUCCCUAUGUUACCAAUUGCCCGCGGUUUUGCGCCCCAACCAAACCACCAUCGUUUUUUCGCCCCUUCUAGCCCUAAUCAAGGACCAAAUCGACCACUUGAACGCCCUCAAAAUCCGCGCCAAGUCCCUCAACUCAAAAACCUCAAAGUCGGACCGCGACGCGCUCAUCGCCGACCUCAAAUCCACGCAGCCCCUCACGCGCCUCCUCUACAUAACGCCCGAACAAGCCGCCACGAAAACCUUCAAAUCCCUGUACGAUAAUUUGGUUAAAUUCGAUAAAGUCGCGUUUGUUGUGGUAGACGAGGCGCAUUGUGUGAGCCAAUGGGGGCACGACUUUCGCCCCGAUUACCUCAAACUGGGGGAAUUACGCGCCAAAAAAAUCCCCUUUGUUGCGCUAACUGCAACAGCAGGCGCCGAAGUCACCAAAGACAUCAUCACGAGUCUCAAACUCGCCGAUUUAAAACUGUUCAAAACGUCGUGUUUUCGCGCCAAUUUGUACUACGAUGUUUUGUUUCAAAAUUUGAUCGAAAACGAGUUUUUGCAUUUGAAAAAAUUCAUCGUUGGGUGUCUUGAAGACAGUCAAGACUGCGGUAUUGUCUAUUGUCGCACGCGCGAACAAACCGAAGCCGUGACCUUCAAACUGAAUAGUUUGGGGCUCAAGGCUAGGGCUUACCACGCGGGGCUCAAAAAUACCGAACGGUUGCAAUGCCAAGAGGAGUGGCAAAGGGGCGACUCACAGGUCAUUUGCGCCACAAUUAGCUUCGGCAUGGGGGUUGAUAAGGCAACAGUGCGGUUCGUGGUGCAUUGGGGGGUUCCCAAAGACCCAGCUUCGUUCUAUCAGGAGUCGGGUCGAGCAGGCCGUGACGGCAAGCCGGCCAAAUGCCGCAUUUAUUACAAUCGAGGCGAUAGCCGUGCCAUUUUAUUUCACCUAAACCAUGACCUUGGCAAAGCCAAGGAUAAACAAUCGAGGAAAAUUAAGGCCGAAAAUGCGUUAAAAAGUUUUAAAAAAAUGGUAGAAUUUUGCGAAAAUAGUGACUAUUGUCGCCAUAAGUUAUUCAGUGAUCAUUUCGGGGAACCACCGCCUAAAUGUAUCAACAAGUGUGAUUAUUGUACGGAUAAGAAGGCUGUGAAAAAAAUGGUGGAGGAGUUUCAUGUACGAAAUAUCGAAUAUAAUACGGUUGGCUUGAGUGUGCAAAGUGAGGAUUAUUCCGAUUUGUAUGGAGGUGGUCGCAAGGGGAUGGAGGAUUUUUACGCAAAUGAGACGGGUUCUGAUAGUGGGGAACGUGAGAUUAAGGCACGGAACGAAUCAAAUCAAUUGAUACAAAAGCAAUUUGCACUUAGACGUAGCGCACAGGACGUGUCGCAAAAAACAGUCGAGAAGUUGUUUGCGAAACACUCACGUGUGAGGGCGCCAGCGUCCACAUCUAGUAAAGUUAAAGGCUUGACGUUGGCAACUCGUGAACAGUAUUUAAGCAAAAUGGUCGAGGUUUUGCACGAUAAUUACACCAAAUGUGCAGAGGAGCAAAUUUUCGACCGCAAGGACGUGGAGGAUUGUGCAAUUGACGUCGAAUACGGCGUUUUUUCCGCCAAUACCAACAUGACAAUGUACCGUAGCUCCAUUGCCCGAAUCAUUUCGGCGAUAAAACGCUCAACUGAUGAUAAUGUUGUGUACGAGGCAUUGGUGAGUUUCGCCCCAAAACCGGCCAAAUAUGCGACACUCACCGAUCUGUUCCGCAACAUCGAAAAAGAGCAAAGACAGCAGGCAAAGACUGAAGUGAAAGGGGCUGCGUUUCAAACGGCGGCACAGGUCUACCAAGUGCAACAGACGUUUAAAAGUGAGGGCAUGGGGGAGAAAAAACGCGAUCUGGCCAAUUUGUUCGGCGACGAGUCGGACGAUGAAACGGCCAAAAGUAAGGAGGAGAAUAACGAGAAGAAGGAGCGGAAACGGAAGCAUGAGGACAGGCAUAGGCGGCACGAAAAGAAACAGAAGACUGGCGGCGAGUCUUCCAUUGAUAAAGAGUACGAAAAGUUUGUCGAAUCGGUAGAAAGUAGCACCAACAAAAUCAAAAAAAAUAAACUCAAAAAGACGGAAAUUGGAAAUCUCGUUGUCAAAUUACUAACACCAGCCUACGUCGAAAAGCGAUUUGAGUCGAGAGACACGUUCAAAAGCACGGCGAGAAACAUCUCACACGCUUUAAUUGACAAAGACGAGAGUGAAAUUAAGGAGUACGUUGAAGACUUUCUGAAGAAAAACGACGAAAUCACGUCACAAACCGCAUUAUAAGUUUUAGUUGUUUUUGUGUUACAUAACUAUUUUGUUUUCAUUUGUGUAACAAUUGCCACAGUAAUGCGACUACAAGCGAGUCCUGAUACGAAUAAAUAAACGUGUUUUAUUCA
Tribolium castaneum (red flour beetle) is the source of this 2702-nucleotide messenger RNA. It is a transcript of the gene RecQ5, whose product is annotated as RecQ5 helicase. The coding region runs from base 163 to 2589 and encodes 808 amino acids. The record is from RefSeq and is a predicted model, not a curated record. The transcript has 7 exons. NCBI's taxonomy places the organism in Eukaryota, Metazoa, Arthropoda, Insecta, Coleoptera, Tenebrionidae. Gene Ontology annotation, molecular function: nucleic acid binding; ATP binding; four-way junction helicase activity. Gene Ontology annotation, cellular component: nucleus; cytoplasm; chromosome. Gene Ontology annotation, biological process: double-strand break repair via homologous recombination.